Molecule: messenger RNA, 617 nt
Organism: Merops nubicus (carmine bee-eater)
Lineage: Eukaryota; Metazoa; Chordata; Aves; Coraciiformes; Meropidae
Product: zinc finger protein ZFAT-like
Exons: 4
Source: RefSeq, a predicted model, not a curated record
GUGGCAUUAAGUGUCCUGUUUGCAGCUUUGUGUACGGUACAAAAUGGGAGUUCAACAGGCAUCUUAAAAACAAGCAUGGAAUGAAGCUAGUGGAACAUGAUGGGGAGACCAAGUGGGAGUUAACUGCUGAAGUUUCUGAAGAAGCAUCCACUCAGUAUCUCCAUAUCACAGAGACUGGAGAAGAUGUUCAAGGCACUCAAGCUGCUGUAGCUGCAUUACAGAACCUUAGAUACACUUCUGAGAAUGGUGAAAGACUUGAUCCAACGGCUGUAAACAUCCUGCAGCAAAUCAUUGAGUUGGGGUCAGAAAGCCAUGAUGCCACAGCAGUUGCCUCUGUGGUUACCAUGGCACCUGGCACUGUCACAGUGGUAAAGCAGGUAAAAGAAGAGGAGCAGUCAGCCAACCACACUUUGAUGAUUCAGGAGACACUGCAGCAGGCUUCAAUGGAGCUGUCUGAACAGCAUCACCUGGUGGUCUCAUCAGAUGAGGUGGAGGGAAUUGAGACAGUGACUGUCUACACACAGGGUGGAGAGGCUUCAGAAUUCAUCGUCUACGUUCAGGAAGCUAUGCAGCCUGUAGAGGAACAGACAGUGGAACAGUCGGUGCAGGAGCUCUAG